Pimephales promelas (fathead minnow) is the source of this 1828-nucleotide messenger RNA. RefSeq lists its product as uncharacterized. NCBI's taxonomy places the organism in Eukaryota, Metazoa, Chordata, Actinopteri, Cypriniformes, Leuciscidae. Gene Ontology annotation, cellular component: nucleosome. The record is from RefSeq and is a predicted model, not a curated record. Gene Ontology annotation, biological process: nucleosome assembly. Gene Ontology annotation, molecular function: DNA binding; structural constituent of chromatin.
CCUUCAGACUUUUACACACUUUUACAGUAAAACUUUCCAUCAAAUUUACACGCGGCUUUCCCCCGCGGCUGAUGCUCGCCUUGGAUUUGAUCUGAUAGAAUCGAAAGAAACGUUUCAUCCUCGCGUAUUUUAGUCUCUAAUGAAAGUCCGGACUCUCUGCUUGCUGUUCACUUUGUUUUGACAGCAAAAAAACAUUUAAUCGCUCCAGUUUUCGCCCAAAUGUAAGAGAAGAAAACACAAGAGUCUGUGGCUCGUGGACGCGCACAGACACAAAGCGGGCGGGUUGAGUCUACGAGGUUCUCAUGUGUUGUUUAAAGGCGCAGCGCCGCGCGAGCGUUGAUCAUUCAUUGCUGAGAGCAGACUGUGUGAAACCCUGCAGAUCAUCCGAUCAUAGAGAGAGAUAUGGCAGAAACCGCCCCCGCCCCGGCUGCUGCCGCCCCGGCCAAAGCGCCCAAGAAGAAGUCCGCCGCGAAAGCCAAGAAAGCAGGUCCCGGCGUCGGCGAGCUGAUCGUCAAAGCGGUGUCCGCGUCCAAGGAGAGGAGCGGCGUGUCCCUCGCCGCGCUGAAGAAAUCGCUCGCUGCCAGCGGCUACGACGUGGAGAAGAACAACUCCCGCGUCAAGCUCGCCAUCAAGAGCCUGGUGACGAAAGGCACACUGGUUCAGGUCAAGGGAACCGGCGCAUCGGGCUCCUUCAAGCUCAACAAGCAGAAAGCCGAGAGCAAGAAGAAACCCGCGGCCAAGAAAGCGGCUCCUAAAGCGAAGAAGCCCGCGGCUAAGAAACCCGCCGCCGCCAAGAAGCCCAAGAGCGCCGCGGCAAAGAAGCCUGCAGCCGCUAAGAAGUCGCCCAAGAAGGCCAAGAAACCCGCCGCCAAGCCCGCCAAGAAGGCGACGAAGAGCCCCAAGAAGGCGAAGAAGCCCGCAGCCGCUAAGAAAGCAGCCAAGAGCCCGAAAAAGGCCAAGGCAGCGAAACCGAAGGCGGCAAAGCCUCAAGCCGCCAAGCCUAAAAGGGGACCUCCCAAGAAGAGAUAAACAUCUACUCUCCCCCACAACGGCUCUUUUAAGAGCCACCCACCUACUCUGAGUAAAGAGCAAACUCCGAAUCUCGUGUAUAUUAACAAUUUGUUAAUUUAGAAAACAAAUAACCAAGAUUUGGCUUUCAGCUUCUUGGACUUAUAAUCUGAAAGAACAAUAGAAAAUGCUUUUUUUUAUCUAAAAUAAGUUUUGAAAAACUUAAACCUAACUUUUUUUCUUGUAUGCAUAAAAAUGGCCAAAAGCUUAUGAGGGUUUGUCAGUGAUCAUAGUUCAAAUAAUGUUCUACUAAUGGUACAGAAUAUAUUCACAUAACUCUAUUGGAGAAUUAUGACAAGACAAACACCAAUAAGCAGUGGUAAAACUCCAGUAUUACAAUAGUAACAUAAUUCUGUACAGUAUUGGGUCAAUGUGCUCAAUAUAGCAGAAUCAAAUCAAAUCCUUUUAUUGUCACACAACCAUUAACACAAGUGCUACAGUGGGUGAAAUCCUUGGGUGCAGUUCUGAGCAACAUAGCAGUCAUGACACAAUGGGACGUGUAACAAUUUACAGCAAACAUCAGAUUUACAUAAUUUACAGAUCUAAUGCGCACAAUUACUCAGUACCUUAUAACAAAACAACAUACAAUAGACACACAUACGAUACAAAUUAUAUAUGUAAUAUACAGUAGGUUGUCUUGUGCUGUGUUGACAAUUAGAUUGUUUAUAGUUAUUAACAUAAACAAUAUGUAACUAUAUGUAAUAUACAGUGUUUGAAAGGUGUAACAGUUUUAAAAAUCCAUAUUUGUAACUAUUUGAAU